GUGAGCACUGUGUGUGUCCCCCUCCAAUUCUUUCCAUUUCCCCGCCAGCAGUGCAGUACACACAUACCAUUUGCUGUGUGUGAUUUUCAACCACCCGUUGGCCUUUGUUGCAGUGAAUCACAUGAUCCCCCACGAGGACUGACUUGUUAAAAGGUGCAACUGAGAAGCACCUGACAGACAUGCACUGGACAAGGAGAAACAACGGGCGGAAAAAAAACCAUGGAUGGAUGGAAGAGCCUGACAUGAAGCCGAGUCUCACUCACUCAAACAUCACACUACCCUACCACCAAUCCACGUCCAGUCAUCACUAACACCCGCCCGCCACCACCUAACACCGUCUCUCUCGCUAUCACACACACAUCCAGCCGGGCCGGAGCAAGAAAAAAGCCGUACACAUAACAUACAUUCCCGCCUGGAUGUGUGUGUGAGAGAGACAGACGUGAUUGUGUCUCCCUAUGGAUACACGCCGAGGCAGCACACGUCAGAGAAAGAGAGAGAGGCCUUAAGGUCAUAGGGCAGGGUAGAGUGGCUGCACGUUGUGUAGCAGUGGGCGCUGCUCGUCCGGCACACGUGACUGAGUACCGUCCGGUUCACGCGGUUGGGGAGGUGACGGCAGGGCGGCAGGAGGCUGUAGUGUUCGCAGUCUUUGCUGUAUCGUGGACAGUGUUGUCUGUAUCGUGGACAGAUCCGCGCGCACAGCUUGAACCUCAGCCGAAAAAACAUCUGAAAGGGAAAAUACACGGUGAACACAGCAUCCAUCGGUGCCCGGUGUGCUUUACGGGGUGGGAUGGGCAUGUCAGGUACGUCUUGGUCCGGCACGCGUGGCGGAGCGGCGGCCGCUGCACCAGCACCCUGAGGGGGAGUUGUGAGCGCUCUCAAUCGAGCCUGACGCUUCCUGAUUGAUGGACGGCAAAAUAGACACACAGACAGACAGACAGUGCUUGUUCUGUGUCGUGUUGUGUCGUGCAGUUGUCUGCCUGCCUCCGUGCAUGUCUUUCAGUCUGGGUGCCCAACUCCCUCCUCUCUGUCCCGUGCGUACUGCCAGUCGACGAGGUAUUCCACUAUCCCCCAAUGCUUCUUUGAGGGCCGGUAACACUCAUGGACCUCACUCAGAUGGCGAACCAUAGGAAGCGUGUUCGUGUUGCCCAUGGCGGCGGGUUCUCUCGUCCCCUCCAAGCUCCGAAGUCACAGCCAGUCAGUCAAACUGUUAAACCACUUCCUUCUUACCUCGCUGUGUCGGUUGUGUGGUUUCAGGACACGAGGCAGGCCGCCUGGAUGGAUGCGUGCUGCAAGGAAGCUGCAUGAAUGAGGAAGGCAGAGAGGUGACGAAAUGAAGCGCUUCCUUCGCCAGUGGAUCUGCGUGUUACCUGCCGGGCGACGCGUGUGGUUUUGGUGCGGAGAUCUGUC
Messenger RNA from Vitrella brassicaformis, 1407 nucleotides. The record is from the annotation of a GenBank genome assembly. NCBI's taxonomy places the organism in Eukaryota, Vitrellaceae.